Molecule: messenger RNA, 923 nt
Organism: Amphiprion ocellaris (clown anemonefish)
Lineage: Eukaryota; Metazoa; Chordata; Actinopteri; Pomacentridae
Product: islet amyloid polypeptide
Exons: 4
Coding region: 153-548 (131 amino acids)
Cellular component (GO): extracellular region
Molecular function (GO): hormone activity
Source: RefSeq, a predicted model, not a curated record
GAAUGAAAAAGGCUAUAUUUGGAGGGAGCUGAUGUCACAAGUGGUUUGAGCAGAGAGCCUAUAACUGUUGCAGCCGGCUUGUGUGACAGUCUGACAAACCUUGGACUGCUCCAGUGACAGACCAACACAGCAGAAAGGAACUUCUCUACACUAUGUAUCACCUGAGGGUACCUGUGCUUCUCCUAAUGCUGCUUGUGCUGCUGCGCUGCGUCACGGCUGCUCCAAGUUACAGGUACUUCAGUCCCAGCUCAUCCAGCGAGCAGGAGAGCGUCCUGCCAGACAGCGAGGGCUGGCUGCUGCCUGGACUCAUCUCCAACCCGUUCCUCGGACUCAUGGGUUCACGGCCACGAAGGGGGCUCACAUCCAUGAACAGUCACCACAUAGAGAAGAGGAAGUGCAACACAGCCACCUGCGUCACCCAAAGGCUAGCUGACUUCCUGGUGCGGUCCAGUAACACCAUCGGUACCGUUUACGUACCGACCAACGUGGGAUCGGCCACCUACGGCAAGCGGGAGCUACUGCAGCCUCCCAGCUACCUGCCUCUCUAGUACCGACCAGCCCUCCCAGUGCUGCGAUGGUAAAACCAUCAUCUUAUGUAACAAUGAUCGUGAGAAUGACGUUAUAAACGCUGACACCGAUGGCAAUGAUCACUACGAUCACAGUUUUCUUGGUUAGUUUUAAGGAAACAGUGCCUUUAAUUUGAAAUCAAAGUCAAUAUGUGUGCGUUUCCUUCUGGCUUUGUGUCUGUUGUGGCUCUGUUAAUGCUGUUCCACAUGAUGUGAAUGUAAAAAGAAAAACAAUGAAAAACAUCAAAGUAAUUAAUAAACGACAAAUAAAAGACAACACAUUUAUAGCGGUAUGAAAUACAUGUUAUCUGUUGUUUUGAUAAUAAAAUUGUAAAAAAUAUAUUUUUUAAAAAUCUU